Messenger RNA from Panicum hallii, 2773 nucleotides. RefSeq lists its product as uncharacterized. Lineage: Eukaryota; Viridiplantae; Streptophyta; Magnoliopsida; Poales; Poaceae. The transcript is spliced from 14 exons. The record is from RefSeq and is a predicted model, not a curated record. Bases 53 to 2542 code for a protein of 829 amino acids. Gene Ontology annotation, molecular function: nucleic acid binding.
CCACUUCCGCUAAACCCCCACUUCGCUUGCCUUCCCCCACCGCUCCGGCCACAUGGAAGCCUUCGCCGGCGCCGCCCCAGCGGCCGGCGUCUUCGCGGGCUCCGGAGCCGCCGCGGCGCGCCCCUUCGUCCUCCACCGCCGCGGCGGCGCCUCUCGCGCCGGAUUCGGACGGCUGCGCCUCCUCCGGGUGCCGCCGCCGCGCGUCGGCGGGGACGGAGGGGACCUGCCGCCGCUGGACAAGUGGGACAUGAUGGAGCUGGAUUUCGGCCGAUUCCUCGGAGAGGACCCCAAGCUCACCCUCGCAAAGAUUCUGGUUAAGAAGUCAGACCCAGAUGCCUCAUCCCUUGAUGUAGAGAAACUGAUUGCCACUAAAAAGGACAAGCUAGAUGAUAUUUUGAGGGAGUUCAUGGAUGCUAAUAAGAAAGAUCAGGCUUUCAAAACACCAGAAAGUGUAUCCCUGAUGAACACGAGACAACCGACAAUAAGCAAGCCAGUUGAAGGCAAGAGUUCUUUGAAUAUUUCAAGGCCUGUGAUGGGAAAACCGAAACAAGAGGGGCCUCCGCUGACUUUACUGCGACCAGCAGGAAGCAAACUGAAGCAAGAAGAGCCUUCUCUGUCUCAGUUGCGACCAGUAGGAAGCAAAGCAAAGGAAGAUAUUCCUCCGCUGACCUUGUCACGGCCAAUUGGGAGCAAGCCAAUAGUACAGGGCACUCCGGUACAAGAUAGUUGGCCUAGCAAAGAGAGUUUAGCUGCUGCAACAGAUAACAGUGAAGUGGGGAGCAUCUCAAGAACAACUGAUGUGGAUGUCACCUUGCGGAAACCCAUCGUGCAUCAGAGUGAGGAUGAUGAUUUGAAGUCAAAGCUGAAAAUGAAGCCAAACAUUAACCUGAAAAUGAGGAAAGAUAUGAAUGAGGACUUAACAAACAUUUCUCUUCUUCAAAAGCCAGAUGUUGCUAAUCCAGACCAGGACCAUGCCUCUGCUAGCUCUGCCACUAUUUCUGCUGUAGAGGAUAACAGCGUAUUUGAGCCCGAAACUAAUGUUGAGUUGCAAUGCCCCCAAAUUUGUGACCCAAAAAGCAAGCUAUUCUCUCUUUUUCUUCUCGAACACGCAAACUAUUCUUUUGAAGCUGAUGCUGUACACAUGUUCCAAAUUUCAGGUCUUGGCACAAAAUUAGUGACUGAAAAUGUUCAUGAAUCAUCUGGUCUUGAUGACGAUUCUAGUGCAGGACUACAGCCAUCCGGUCAAACUGUCAUUCAAGAAACUAAUACAUCUGCUGGUUCAGUGGAUAACCAAUCAGCUACUAGCAACAAUUUCUCUAUGCAGGCUUUCUUACAAGGAAAACCUAAAAGAGAAAAUCUAUCUGCUGAAAUAUUGCCAUCUCCAGUUGAUGAAAAGAUGAAUGCUACUGAUAAUAGGAAUUAUGUUGAUGACGGGGGAAAUGUCUUACCAUCAAAACUAGAGGACAUCACCGAGGGUGACUGGACUAGGUUAGAGCAUUAUGCAAGUACUGGGGAAAAAGUUGAGGUGGAGCUGAUAAAUUGCAGCCCGAAGGGAUUUGUUGUGUCACUUGACUCACUGAUAGGUUUCUUGCCAUACCGGAAUCUUGCUACAAAAUGGAAAUUCUUAGCUUUUGAGACUUGGUUAAGAAGGAAGGGUGGUGAUCCUUCCUUGUACAAACAGAGUCUGGGAUUAGAGGAUGGUUAUGAUGUUCAUGACAGGAAUAUAGAACCAGAAUCUAGCUCAGUCUCUGAAGUAGCUGGUGAGGAUCAAGAAUCUCUUCCAUCUAAGCCGAAGUUUGAAGAUCUUCUUCGGGCAUACAACCAAGAGAAAUCCAAGUUUUUAUCUUCAUUUAUUGGUCAAAGACUCCGAGUAUCAGUUGUCCUGGCUGACAGAAAUUCAAAGAAGAUAUUUUUCUCUAUGAAGCCAAAAGAGAGUGAAGAAUUGAUUCAGAAGAAGAAAAGUCUGAUGGCUAAGCUUAAUGUUGGAGAUAUUGUUCAAUGCACCAUCAAGCGAUUUGUUUACUUCGGGAUAUUUGUCGAGGUUGAAGGGAUUCCUGCAUUGAUUCAGCAAUGGGAAGUAUCUUGGGAUGAUACCUUAGAUCCAGCAGUUUCUUACAAAAUUGGUCAGGUUGUGGAUGCUAAAGUUAUUCAACUGGACUAUAAUAAUAACCGCAUCUUUUUGUCACUUAAAGAUGUAAAGCCAAAUCCAUUGGUAGAUGCUUUGGAAGCAGUCAUUGGUGAGGAUUUAUCACUAGGUGGAGCUCUUGAACCUGUACAGGCAGAUUUUGAGUGGCCUGAGGUGGAUGCCCUUAUGGAGGAGAUGCGAAAAAUAGAGGCCGUAAGAGAUGUUUAUAAAGGACGGUUCUUCCAAAGCCCAGGGUUAGCUCCAACCUUUCAGGUUUACAUGGCGCCUGUGGUUGGUCCAAAAUACAAGCUGCUCGCACGGUAUGGGAACAAUGUGCAAGAGGUGAUGGUGGAGACGACACUGGACAAAGAGCGGUUGAAGGAGGCUAUUUUGACGUGCACAAAUAGGGUUAGCUGAUUAGCUAGGAUCUCGGUGCUGCACAUUGGACGGGACCCUCCCGGUGAUAAUUUUGAGUGUCAUUUUGAUGUGUUUUUGCUUUCUUUUCCUUUUUCCCCUGCUCUCCCUGGGAGGACUGGCAAAGGUCUGUCUGUACAGAAAUACUGUGGCUGUAUAAAACAUAUGUUCUCUCGUGAUUGGCUUACUGAUGUAAGGUUAAGAGUUUGAAGGGCAGGGGCGAUCUUGUGGAAA